Molecule: messenger RNA, 1218 nt
Organism: Suillus plorans
Lineage: Eukaryota; Fungi; Basidiomycota; Agaricomycetes; Boletales; Suillaceae
Exons: 11
Coding region: 1-1218 (405 amino acids)
Source: RefSeq, a predicted model, not a curated record
AUGACGUACCUCUCUCAAUCUAGCCAUGUCAAGCUGCUCCCCAUCAGGAUCCUGAACAACACCAUUACUUCCCGCGCGACACACAGAUUCCUUGCGAUAUCUACAGGCACCAAGCCAAUGCUGGACGGCUCCGAGAAGGGCAUAACCGAGGAAUUUUGGAGUAACCUUAUGUUGGUACAACGGCAUAUUCCUGUGGUCGUGGUAAACUCCCAUGAAUGCCAGCGCCUUGGUCUACAGCCAGCUCUUGAACGUCAACACAAAGGCAGGGAUCUUGCAAAUAUUACCGUUCUGGUGGUUAUCCAAACUGCCCUGGGCCUCAAAGAUCCGACCUCAUUAGGCUGCCAGUGUGACAAAUACUUUCCCUUCUCACCUGGCUCCUCAGUGUGUUGCCCCCAUAAAUGGCGGAAAGUCCAACUGGAACCAGAAACGUCGAGCUCGAUGUACAUGGAUGUAGACGUCAAUGAUAAUGAACGCCCGGUCGACCUUACUGCGAAGGCCGUGAAGGAAUUGGCUUAUGCUACUGCCCAGGGCAGUUUCGGUGACGUAUGGAAAUGCAUGUUCUCAGACAAAGAUAUUAACGCGGAGGUUGGGUUCAAGGUGGCGGUUCAAUAUAAUAUCUUCAGCAAGAGGUUGAACGUUCAACGUUCAACGUUGAUGGUCGACUUCCGCAAGCGGAGACCACUGCGCCAUAAUAACAUUCUUCCCUUGCUUGUGUGGGAUUGCCUACUGGUUCGGUCCAGUACCAGCUAUCACCCACAAAUUUUGUUUGUAUAUGGCGCAUGGACGGUUCACUGCAACAAAGUAGUUCAUGCAGAUCUCACAGGUAUAUGCGACGCUUCUCACAUCUUCGUUCCUUCAACGUACUUCUCAACAGUACUUGAUGAAAGAGCUCUUGUAGUGGACCAUGGGCUCUUGGCUACACGUCGCAACCUAACCGGGACUUCUUACAUCGGGAGUAACGUACGAUGGGAUGCUCCUGAGCUACUCGAGUUUCCGGAUACCGAAGAUCAUGGUCAUGAUCCGCUCUCUGGCAGUCCGAACUCCAUCGAUGGGCUCUUUUCCCUUGAUGAAGAUGUGCCAAUUGGAAUCAACUCUCGGAAGUCAUUUCCGCAGUUCUUUAUCGUAUGCAUUGACUUUCAAAUCCUUGUUGCUCGCGAGGUGUUAUCCACGAAAGUCUUUUUGGGGUACGGAUCACUUGAUCCUAUUGGGCGACACUAA